UUCCUGAUGAUAUGGUGGGGAUGGCUGGCAUUUAAUACUUCGUCUAACUACUCCGUCUCAGGUCAGCAAUGGACAGAAGGAAGCCGAUCCGCUGUUGGGACUAUUAUGGCGUCAGUCGGUGGCGGAAUGGUUACAGUACUGAUUUCACGAUACACAACAAAAAAGAUCGAAGUCGACAUGUUCAUAGAUGGACUACUAGCUUCCUUAGUUUCGAGUACAGCCGGCUGCCUUUUCUACACCCCAUGGCAAGCUACGUUGGUAGGAGCGAUCGGAUCAACAUUAGCCCUGAUAGCUUAUCCAGUGUUGGAGAAAGCAAAGAUUGAUGACCCAGUUGGUGUGAUUCCUGUACAUGUGGUUGGCUCAGUGUGGGGAAUGAUCAGUCCAGCGCUAUUCGUCUGUCGCGAUUUCGGUUUGGAACAACAUAAGGUUACCAACGAGAACGAUCUCUCAGGACUCCUCUACGGUGGAGGGGUGACGCUACUGCUCUAUCAGCUUGCAGCUCUUGGGGCGAUAGCGGUUUUCAGCGCAUUCAGUGCAUUCACAAUACUUUGGACGUUACAACAUUCACCAAUCGGUCUUCGUCUAUCACGACUCGACGAGGAACUCGGCGCCGAUCUCAGAGAGCACGGCCUCGCCGGUGUCAAUGUAAUGGCAUACACUAUCGAGAAAAAAUUGACUGCUAAAACGCUAAGUUCCGUGCUGAUGGUUAUUCUUCGAUGGCGAGCGAAGGCAAAGUUGGGAGCUGCCAGACGUCGACGCAUAGCUGAUGCCGGUCAACAGUCCGAAACAUCGAAAGGUGUCGAAAUGACACGGCUUCAAAAACGAAACGUGGCCAAUACAAGUCGAUCACCAUCUCAGCUUAGAGCUGCUUGA
Messenger RNA from Haemonchus placei, 873 nucleotides. The record is from the annotation of a GenBank genome assembly. Lineage: Eukaryota; Metazoa; Nematoda; Chromadorea; Rhabditida; Trichostrongylidae.